Molecule: messenger RNA, 1842 nt
Organism: Asparagus officinalis (garden asparagus)
Lineage: Eukaryota; Viridiplantae; Streptophyta; Magnoliopsida; Asparagales; Asparagaceae
Product: neutral/alkaline invertase 1, mitochondrial-like
Biological process (GO): sucrose catabolic process
Cellular component (GO): mitochondrion
Molecular function (GO): sucrose alpha-glucosidase activity; endo-alpha-N-acetylgalactosaminidase activity
Source: RefSeq, a predicted model, not a curated record
CGGCCCCCCGAGGGCAAUCCCGUAAUUGUCCCCACCAUCCGCCUCUUCUCCACCUCCAUCGAGCCCGCCGCCUCCCCCGGCGACAAUCCCCAUCUCAACAAGUUCUUCGUCGAUGGCCGCCCCGUAAACCCCCUCGUCGUCGAGAGGGCAGAAUCGGAAAACCAACAGCAACAACGCCAGGAGCAGUACAAACUAGAAGAAGACGAGGAGGAGGAGGAGAGGGAACUGGGCGGUGGCAGCGGCGUAGAUUUGAGGAAAUCGGAGGUCAAGUCGGAACUCGAGCUAGAGGCGUAGGCCGAUGAUCCCUCGGCGGCGAACGAGAAGCUGAACUACGAUCAGGUCUUCAUCAGGGAUUUCGUGCCGUCGGCGAUUGCGUUCCUUUUGAAGGGGGAGACUGAGGUUGUUCGCAAUUUCUUGCUGCAUACGCUGCAGCUUCAGAGCUGGGAGAAGACUGUGGAUUGCUAUAGCCCUGGACAAGGGCUGAUGCCAGCUAGUUUUAAGGUCAGGGCGGUGCCUUUGGAUGGAAGUAAUGAAGCAUUUGAGGAGAUUUUGGAUCCUGAUUUUGGAGAAUCAGCCAUUGGUCGUGUUGCACCAGUUGAUUCUGGAUUGUGGUGGAUUAUAUUGCUAAGGGCAUAUGGGAAAAUUACAGGAGAUUAUGCAUUGCAAGAAAGAGUUGAUGUACAAACAGGCAUCAAAUUGAUCCUGAAGUUAUGUUUAUCCGAUGGGUUUGACAUGUUCCCUUCUCUUCUGGUCACUGAUGGAUCUUGCAUGAUAGACCGAAGAAUGGGAAUCCAUGGUCAUCCCCUUGAGAUCCAAGCUUUAUUUUACUCAGCUCUUCGGUGUGCUCGUGAGACGAUCACUAUCAAUGAUGUGUCUAAGGACUUGGUACGUGCUAUUAAUAACAGACUAAGUGCAUUGUCGUUCCACAUCAGAGAGUACUACUGGGUGGAUAUGAAGAAGAUUAAUGAAAUAUAUCGCUACAAGACUGAAGAAUACUCCCAUGACGCAAUUAAUAAAUUCAAUAUCUACCCUGAUCAAAUUCCUUCUUGGCUAGUGGAUUGGAUCCCUGAAAAAGGAGGUUACCUCAUUGGCAAUCUACAGCCAGCUCACAUGGACUUCAGGUUUUUUUCCCUUGGCAAUCUAUGGGCCAUAGUCUCAUCUCUUACUACUCCAAGGCAAGCUGAGGGUAUUCUUACUCUUUUUGAAGAUAAAUGGGACGACCUUGUUGCAAAGAUGCCCCUGAAAAUAUGCUACCCGGCUCUAGAAUAUGAAGAAUGGCGUAUAAUUACUGGCAGUGAUCCAAAGAACACACCUUGGUCAUACCACAAUGGUGGAUCUUGGCCUACGUUGUUGUGGCAGUUCACAUUGGCCUGCAUCAAGAUGGGCAAACCAGAAUUAGCUGAGAGGGCCAUUUCUAUUGCUGAGAAGAGGCUUUCAAAGGACCGGUGGCCAGAAUACUAUGACACCAGAAAUGGAAGAUUCAUUGGGAAACAGUCACGGCUUUAUCAAACGUGGACUAUUGCUGGAUUCUUGACAUCCAAAAUGCUCUUGCAACAUCCAGAGAUGGCUGCCAUAUUAACCUGUGAAGAAGAUCUAGAGCUUCUCGAAUUUUGUGUAUGUGGCCUAAGAAAGACAUCCCGGACCAAGUGUUCUCGCCUUGCUGCCAGAUCGCAGAUCCUCGUUUAAGAAUGGUGUUGGUUGGGAAAAGGAAAUAUACAAUUAAACAUACAAUUCAUUUCACACUGGGAAUUUCUUCAUGUUGCAAGGAUUUUCCCAUGAUAAUGUACAUUAUUUUUUGGGAUGUCAUUUGGCACUAAAUACAAGUGGGCAUUUUUGUGAGUA